AUGGAAAACAGCAUAGAAAAGGAGAAGCUAAAUAGCUAUAUACGUACUCUCGCCAAAAGUGCAAAAGCGUUACUCUAUAAAUGUCCUGUUGUUUUUUUUGGCACAGUUCUUUAUCUUAUGUAUGUUAUGACUGUUGGAGAGAAAAUGUUCUCCAGCAAGGCCCCGUUUUCUGACGCAAACACACGCUUUACCAGCACUGUCCUAUUUGUGGCAGCCUCUUGUAUUUCACAGAUUAUGUUUUUUGCGUUUUCCUCGCACACCUCAGGAGUCAUGUCUUCUCCUAUAUCAGAGUCCUUUUUGUACAUACAGGGGCUGCACUGCGCGCUGGCAAAAAGCGUGCCUGCCCCCAAGCUCUUCUCCACUCUUUUUGCGUGCACCGCGCUGUCUGCCAUGCUCACAAGUGCAGGGUUUUUUGCGCUGCGCGCUCUGCGCGCGGACCGCGCCAUACACAAAAUACCGUCUGCCGCCUCCAAGGCGCUGUUUGUAUCUAUUGGGAUUCUGUGUGUGUUUUAUGCAAACGACCGCCUUGAAAACAUAAAGGUGUCUAACGUUCCUAGCUGGGCAAUUUCGGCGGCGUUCAACUCAGUCGGGGUCUGCCUGACGAUUUUCUGCUUUGUGUGCAGAGAGCGCGCCCCGGCGGUGCCCCAGUACAGCGUGCUGUGGAUCGGGGUGCUUUUCACGGCUGCAUUCUAUCUCUGCGCCUGGGCGUGCAGGAUGAGUCUUUCUUCUCUGGUGAGCAGCGGGUGGCUUCUGUGCAACCCCCGCAAGCCUAUUUCCAUGAAGAUCCCCUCCGUGGCUUUUUCGAAAAUCCAGAAGCAGGAGAUUGUGCGGCAGCUGCCUGCGAUUGCAAAAAUAUCCGCGCUAAACCUCUUGCAGUUUCCCAUCAACUUCCCGUCUACCAAGGCCCGGACUGGGGAAAGCACGCAUGUGCGCAAGGAGCUGCUGGCAAACGGGCUCUCCAACGCAAUGUCAAUGUUUUUGGGGUGCACCACAUAUGUUUUGCCCUCCUCGACAAUUGCGGUGUACGAGGCAGGCUCUCGAUCAAAGAUCGACACGCUCCUGUUUGCGGGCGCGCUUGGCCUAGUCACCAUCACGGGAUACAAGUAUCUGUUCUACAUUCCGUUUGUUGUGCUAGAUUUGCUGUUUUUGUGCCUGGGGCUGAACAUUAUUUUUCAGUCAAGCCUGUCGGCAGUCCAGGAGGGGUGGGGCACUUUCGCAUUUGUUAUAUUUAUUUCGCUGACCUCGGUCGCAACCAGCAGCAUUUUGUGGGGUGCUGUCGUGGCAGGUGCCAUGUACGCGCUUAAGCACACCCUCAAACACGGCUUUAACACAUUCACUUUCACAGGUUGCCGCAGGCCGCUUAGGGCCCGGGCACGCCUCCCCAGAUAG
Molecule: messenger RNA, 1389 nt
Organism: Nematocida major
Lineage: Eukaryota; Fungi; Microsporidia
Exons: 1
Coding region: 1-1389 (462 amino acids)
Cellular component (GO): membrane
Source: RefSeq, a predicted model, not a curated record